AUGUACGAGCCUAUGGACCUAAUGCGGUCACCGCAAUCUUUUAUGGCGACAUUGGACGGCGAGCUGUCUACGCCAUGCGUCAAUAUCGCAACAGCAGUGGACGCGUCGGUUCUCAGCACCCAACAGAGAUCCAUGAUUAUUGUUGAUGCGUCGUGUGGAGGAGUCACACUGAUGACAAGGCGGCGUCAUGUGGCAAUAGUGCAGUUGAAGUGCCCAGCUUGGCAAUCACAUGAUAAAUGGGUCCAUUCACUUCAAGUAGUGCCCUCGCUACAAAACGCAGAGCGACCUAUCAAGCGUCAUCGGCUGAACAUGUCGCCCACCAUCACACCAACUGCAGUCGCAUCCUCGUUGCCUGCACCAAUGAAACAGCACACUGCCAAGACUCACGCCGCCGAUGGCUCCAGGUAUUCAGAUCCCGGCAGUGUCGAUAGCCGUCCAACCUCGAUGGCUCUACCAACCCGCCCUGACCAGGAAGACGAAAAGUUGCCGGCCGCAGAGCGUGUCUUUGGGAUCUUCGAAUUGCUCCAGCAUAUUCUGUCCUAUCUUAUGUGCAUGUCUUCUCCGAGGGCUGAUGCGUGA
Messenger RNA from Zasmidium cellare ATCC 36951, 579 nucleotides. RefSeq lists its product as uncharacterized. Bases 1 to 579 code for a protein of 192 amino acids. The transcript is spliced from 4 exons. NCBI's taxonomy places the organism in Eukaryota, Fungi, Ascomycota, Dothideomycetes, Mycosphaerellales, Mycosphaerellaceae. The record is from RefSeq and is a predicted model, not a curated record.